AUGUUCAACAACUUUGCAAGCCGCGCCGGCAGCUAUGAGGACUCGUCGUCGUUCCGCUCGUCUCGGGGCGCCUUCAGCGCAGAUUUCAGAUUCCCCAUGGACAGCUUUGGAGCGGGUAGGCGCAACGAGGACGUGCCUGGAUCCCCCCUAUCCUCGACCCCGAACGCAGGCAACCCAGAAGUGGCUGGCUAUUAUCAGGAAGAGUACAUUCCGCAGAAACACAGCUAUUCAGAGCAGCCAGAGGGCAGCAAGAACGGCCCGUCGAGGUUUCGACACGGCACUUCAAGGGGGGCGAGUCACACUAUGCGUGAAAACGGGCCCUUUGGCGGCGGCCACGAUGAAGAAUCGUCGUCGUCGUCGAGCAACCCGUACUACAAACCGAGCUAUUUCGCAAGCAUUCAGGAACUCUUCAACCGCAGCAAGCAGUCUCGAGCAAGCGGCGAGCAGCCGCCGCCCGACAAACAGACGCCCGACCACGGCCGAGUCCCUGAGCCGAUCGUCGAGGAGCCGGACUCGCCGCCCGCAUCGCCCGUGCAGCAGCUGAGGCUGCUUGGUAAGAGCGACCUCGAUGGCUGA
This is a messenger RNA of Hirsutella rhossiliensis, 576 nucleotides long. RefSeq lists its product as uncharacterized. NCBI's taxonomy places the organism in Eukaryota, Fungi, Ascomycota, Sordariomycetes, Hypocreales, Ophiocordycipitaceae. The record is from RefSeq and is a predicted model, not a curated record. The transcript has a single exon. The coding region runs from base 1 to 576 and encodes 191 amino acids.